Molecule: messenger RNA, 1080 nt
Organism: Adineta ricciae
Lineage: Eukaryota; Metazoa; Rotifera; Eurotatoria; Adinetida; Adinetidae
Source: the annotation of a GenBank genome assembly
AUGGCUUCCAAAAUUAAUAUUGGCUUCAUAGGAUUAUCAAAAGGACGUUGGGCUGAGAAUGCUCAUGCGCCCUAUUUGCAGAAUUCUCCAAUUUAUACCAUAAAAGCAGUAGCCAAUUCAACAAUUGAAUCAGCACGAUCCGCUGCAAAUGCGUUUGGUAUUGAGAAAUACUAUGGUACACCAGAGGAAAUAGCACAAGAUCCAGAUGUUGAUACGAUUGUUGUAUCUGUCAAAGUUCCAUUGCAUAAACGUUUGAUUACGCCGGCUGUACUACAAGGAAAAAAUGCUAUUGUUGAAUGGCCUCUUGCACGAAAUCUUCAAGAAGCAGAAGAAUUAGCUGAAUUAGCUCAAUCAAAAGGUAUAAAAACAAUGGUCAUAUUGCAAGCACGUCAAUUAUCAGUAAUUCGAAAAAUGAAAGAAAUUAUUGAUUCCGGAAAAUUAGGUCAGAUUCUUUCUAUUCAUAUAUAUGCCAGUGGUAUUGGUUGGGAAGGUCCAGUCGAUACUAGCAAUGCUUAUAUUGCUAAUAUUGAAAAUGGAGCAACGUUGGUUUCUAUACCAGGUGGUCAUUUAAUAGAUGCUAUGUGUUAUGUAUUUGGAGAGUUUGAAUCAGUGACAGCAACGACUCACAAUGCAAGAAAAACCAUCGAAGUUCGAGAUGAUAAAGGAAAUAAGCUUCGAGACGAACCAAAAACAUCGUAUGAUCAGAUGACUGUUAGUGGAGUUUUAAAGUCUGGUACAUAUGCAUCGGUUCAUUUGCGUGGUGAUUCUUAUAAAAGUGCUAAUCUACUAUGGGGAGUAGAAGGUACUCAAGGUGAAUUACAGAUAAAAAGUCCACUUGGGCAUUUGCAACUUUCAUCGCCGACACUUUAUGGCAGUUUUAAUGGUGGAGAUAUGACAGAAAUCAAAUUGGAUGGAGAACAAAAUCUUUCAUUCAAUGUUGGUCGAGCAUAUGAUGAAUUCGCCAAGAAAGAUGGUGUUUAUCCGACUUGGAAAGAUGCGGUAGUUCGUCAUCGAAUGAUCGAAGCUAUUUAUAAGAGUGCACAGACUGGUACGAAACAAGAAUACAAAACAACAUAUUAA